Tremella mesenterica DSM 1558 is the source of this 1458-nucleotide messenger RNA. RefSeq lists its product as uncharacterized. Lineage: Eukaryota; Fungi; Basidiomycota; Tremellomycetes; Tremellales; Tremellaceae. The record is from RefSeq and is a predicted model, not a curated record. The transcript has 7 exons. Gene Ontology annotation, molecular function: chloride channel activity. The coding region runs from base 1 to 1458 and encodes 485 amino acids.
AUGCCUAGGUCAAGAAGGAGGACUUUACUCUCCUCUCAAUCUCAUCCGGGUCGCUUCCCAUUUCUCGCUCAUACCAUUGCCCGGUUACCUCCUCGUCAACUACCGCUACUAAUCUUAUACUCAUUCAUCGUGGUGUACAUCAGCAAAAGAGGAUGGAUCGCACCUGAAACGCUAGGUAAAUCCGGUGCGGCCGUGGUUGGUGUACUGAGUAUGGUCACUGGACUGUUAUUGAGUUACCGAUUUUCCUCUGCUCUCUCAAAAUGGGAUGAAGGGAAGAAGGUUUGGGUAGGCGUUCGGACGGAUAUAAGAGAUGGGAUUCGCAUGACUCCACUCACGCGGAAUGACAUUCUUCGGCAACAAGACCUGGUACGACAAAGAACGGAUGAGCUCAGCGGACUUCUCGUCGGGUUCUCAUUCGCUUUACAACACCAUCUACACGGUACACGACCUCUUCCUAGACCUCCACUAUCUGAUCUCUUACCUCCACCUUUUCUCUCUUCUCUUAAACGUACCGAAGCCCGUGUUCGAUUCGCCGAGAAACCUCUCGGUCCAUCGGGAAUCACAGUUUUCCCGUCAAACGCAUCUGGGGAGCAAUCGUCCACCGAUUCUUCGCUACCUGGUCUGCGUCGUCGGUCCACGAGUCAGAGAAGGGAGGUUGAUAGUGAGGAUGACGAAUGGGAAUUAUCAAAUCUUCGAGAUAGAGCAGAAGAAGCUAUGGAGAGUUUGGCACACGCUGUAGCUGGAAAGUCAGAAUCCAUGGAUGCAGAGUUGACACAACAAGUGCAACAAUUGAACAUACCGGAGGAGGAGAAGGAAAAGAAGACAGCGGAUAUCAAGAUCAAGGGGAUGGUAAAUGGACAUACGGCGACAAUGGGAGGAACACUAAACAAACCGAGGAGCAAUCUUCAUAGUCCAGUGUCAAACUUGCCUCUGGCUUUGUUAAGGUUGAUGGAGGCUUAUGUGAUUGGGAUGGCAGAGGUGUCAAAGGAAAGAGGAGGAUGGGAUGAGGCUAAGCUGGAAAGAAUGUUAGUUGUGGUGAAGAGUCUGACAGCGCAUUUGGGUGAGGCAGAGCGACUGCAAGCUACCCCACCGCCCUUACCACUCACCCUACAUCUUUCCCAUCUCCUCCUCAUCUACCUCCUCGCUCUUCCAUGUUCACUCCUCUGUGUCGUCUCCGGCUAUCCGGUGGUGUUCAUCACCAUCAUCGCCGCUUGGUCUUUCCUCGGUCUGGAGACUUUGGUGGGUGAGGUUGGAGGUGUAUUCGGCAUGUCCGAAAAUCAUCAUCCUCUUCCCCGCUACACCGAACAAAUCUUUUCUGAAUCCCUCGACAUCUCUCCGGGGUUCGCCAAAUCCUACCGAUCCCGAUUAGUGACUCGAGUAGGGGAAGACGAUGACGAAGUGACACAAUUGGACAACAAGUUGAGAAGAGGAGGAGAACAUUGGCUACCUUCAUUCUGA